Molecule: messenger RNA, 1035 nt
Organism: Dreissena polymorpha
Lineage: Eukaryota; Metazoa; Mollusca; Bivalvia; Myida; Dreissenidae
Exons: 7
Coding region: 167-724 (185 amino acids)
Source: RefSeq, a predicted model, not a curated record
UUAAACUAAGUUUCGAUAAAGACAUGGAAGAAUAGAAGUGGAAGUUCAUAUUGUUUCAACGUUUUUGUUAUAAACAUCGGAUUAAAGUUGUCAACUUAAUUGUUAUAAACAUUGGAUUAACGAUGGCAUUAAGUAUCAACUCAAGGUCGUAUUUGCCGUAGCAUGUAUGCUGAAUGCGUCUGUCAAGACCGUUAAUGCUGCUGGAGCUGCUCUUGGUUCGCCAUGUACCACGACCACGGACUGCGACGAUGCCGUGACUUCAAUAACUUGUGACACCACAAUUGCUUCCCCGAAAUGUGCCUUAGGACCUACAGCAGAUUGCACUGCUGACCAACAGAGUUGUGUCAACGGAGCUACAUGUGUCAGUAAUGAAUGCACUUGUGGCACUGACUACACCGACGGAACAAACGGGAUCUGCAAAGCAAAACUUGGAAUACCAUGCAUUGACACGGCUGGUUGUGAUGUUGGAACUGUCGUUUUUGUUAUCUGCGACACGUCUCUUUCUGCGCCCGUGUGUGCUAUUGCUGCUGGUGGUACGUGCUCGGGGGCCACUACCAAUUGUAUCAGCCCUGCCACCUGCACCGGAUCUUCAAACACCAUAUGCGAAUGUCCAUCUACAUACGAAACCCUGGCUGACGGCUCAUGCUACAUAUGUUCUGGAGCCAUGACAGCCGGAGUUUCUGUUGCGAUUGCCCUGAUGACAUUGCUUGUAGCGCUCAUGUAAUGUCGUACAUAAACAUCGGACGGGGAUUUUGCUAUCAGACUUUACUAGUAUACUGUGCUUGCCUUCCAAACAAUUAUGCUAUGAUUCUGCGAUAUUUUUUCUUUCCAAAGUUGUUGUUGUUUGAUCUCUCAGAAGUGUUAUCGGUUUGUAUGAGAACAUCUAGCAUGUUCGCUACAGUUUUUAUCUGCUGUUAUUCUAUUAAAAUUAAUAGAAUAGCGAACAUAAAUAAAAUUAUUAUGCGACAUACGCUGUAUGAGCACAAACGCGAUCCUUUGUGAUGAGAUAUUUAACAAUAAAACCUGUAAACAAUA